AUGACUCCGAAAAAUGAGAACUACGAGCUCAACAGAGCCAGCUCCUCCCAUCACGAUGAAAACUGCGAAAAUCCGCCGAGCCCUACCUCUGAGGUCGAUACCGAGAAAGAGAAGCGACACGGUAUAGUUUUCGACUAUAUGCGCCCAGAAGACCGCGAAGAAUUGUCGCGGAUUGCGUCGAACUUCCCUCGGCAGCGGGCCACCGAUUCUGACAUCUCCGGCAUGACAGCUGUCGAGCGCAAAGAUACAUUGGAAAAUGUCGAAUUAGGGGACCCAGUCCUAGAUCCCACGAGCGAUCAAUUUGAUCAUUACAAAUGGGUUCGCAUGAUGCUGAAACUUCUGGAUAAGGAGGGUGUGCCUUUUCGAAAGUCGACCGGCGUUGUUUGGAAUGAUCUCAACAUAUCCGGGUCGGGAUUUGCACUGCAGUACCAGAAAAAUGUGGGCUCAGUUGCAUUGGCUCCCUUCCGACCUCAGGAGUAUAUCUCUUGUGGGAAGCGUACCUCGCAGAAGCAGGUUCUGCGCAAUUUUGACGGUUUGUUUAAAGCUGGUGAGCUGUUGAUUGUGCUUGGACGACCCGGGAGUGGCUGUUCGACAUUACUCAAGACGCUUGCAGGUGAGCUGUAUGGGUUGAAGCUAGGAAAGGGCUCGGAUAUCCAGUACAAUGGUAUCCCCAUGGAGAGGAUGCAUAAGGAGUUCAAAGGAGAAGUUCUAUACAACCAGGAGGUUGACAAGCACUUUCCUCAUCUUACUGUCGGCCAGACACUGGAAUUUGCUGCUGCUUGUCGGACCCCAGAGAAUCGGUUGAAAGGGAUCAGUCGGACGCGUUUUGCCAAGUAUAUCACUCAGGUGGCCAUGACUGUGCUGGGGUUAAGUCAUACGUACAAUACCAAAGUCGGCGAUGACUAUAUUCGAGGUGUGUCUGGCGGUGAACGAAAGCGAGUCAGUAUUGCAGAGAUGAUACUUUCUGGGGCCCCAGUCGGAGCAUGGGAUAAUAGCACUAGAGGCUUGGACUCUGCCAGUGCUUUGGAAUUUAUCAAAUCCCUCCGAGUUUCCGCAAACCUGACAGGCAGCGCUCAUGCAGUUGCAAUCUACCAGGCUUCUCAGGCAAUCUACGACAUCUUUGACAGGGUUAUAGUGUUGUACGAGGGCCGGGAAAUCUUUUUCGGUCCUUGCAGUAAAGCGAAGGGUUACUUCUUCGACAUGGGCUGGGACUGUCCACCGCGCCAAACUACCGGUGAUUUCUUGACCUCCGUCACAAAUCCACAGGAGCGCAAGGCUCGAGAUGGCAUGGUGAACAAAGUUCCUCGCACGCCUGAUGACUUUGAGAAGUACUGGAAGAACAGUCCGCAUCACACGGCUCUGCAGAAGGAGAUUUCUCAGUAUCGAGAAGAGUACCCAGUUGGCGGAGCUGCUGAGAUGGACUUCACCGCAACGAUGAGACAGAGGCAGGCAAAACAUGUUCGACCAAAAAGCCCCUAUGUCAUCUCAAUUCCAAUGCAAAUUAAACUUUGUACGAAGAGAGCUUAUCAAAGAAUAUGGAAUGACAAACCUGCUACACUGACAACCGUUAUUGGGCGCAUUGUUAUGUCUCUCAUUAUUGGAUCAAUCUAUUUUGGAACACCUCAAGCAUCUGCAGGUUUCCAAAGUAAAGGCGCGGCGCUUUUCUUCUCGGUUCUGAUGAAUGCUCUCAUCAGUAUCACGGAGAUCAACUCGCUCUAUGACCAGCGACCUAUUGUUGAGAAACAGGCUUCCUACGCUUUUGUUCACCCAUUUACGGAGUCUCUAGGGGGUAUCGUUUCUGAUAUACCUGUCAAAUUUGUGUCUGCCGUGGUGUUCAAUGUCAUCUUCUACUUUUUGGCCAGCUUGCGAUACGAACCUUCUCAAUUUUUCAUCUUCUUCCUCUUUACUUUCCUGAGUACUCUCGCAAUGUCUGGUGUUUUUCGAACACUUGCUGCAUCCACAAAGACUCUCGCCCAGGCCAUGUCUCUGGCGGGAGUAAUAGUGCUGGCUGUUAUCAUCUAUACUGGAUUCGUGAUCACCGUGCCAGAGAUGAGCUCUAUUCCCUGGUUUAGUUGGAUUCGAUGGAUUAAUCCCGUGUUCUACACCUUCGAAGCUUUGAUUGCGAACGAGUUCCACGGCCGUCAAUUUGAGUGCUCACAAUUCAUCCCCGCGUAUCCAAGUCUCACAGGGGAUUCGUUCAUCUGCGCUAUCCGAGGCGCCGUGGCAGGCGAACGGACUGUCUCUGGCGAUGCCUAUAUUGAGACACAGUAUACCUAUACAUAUGCGCAUGAAUGGCGCAAUCUUGGUAUCUUGAUUGGAUUCUGGAUCUUCUUCAUAGCCAUAUAUCUUCUUGCCUCUGAGCUCAACUCGUCGACCUCCUCCAAGGCUGAAUUCCUGGUCUUCCGUCGUGGCCAUGUACCCGCUCAGUUGCGCCAUCUUGAUAAGGCAGGAGGUGAUAACGGCUCAGCGAGGGUCAGUCAGCAACAGAAGCACCCGGAGGAUGGGACAGAGCCCUCGGCUAUUCCAGCGCAGCACGACAUCUUUACAUGGAGAAAUAUCUGCUAUGACAUACCAGUUAAGGGUGGCGAACGGCGUCUUCUUGAUAAUGUUUCUGGCUGGGUCAAACCUGGCACUUUGACAGCUUUGAUGGGUGUAUCCGGUGCUGGAAAGACAACGUUACUCGAUGUUCUGGCAAAACGUGUCUCCAUUGGUGUCGUCACCGGAGAUAUGCUUGUCAAUGGCAAACCAUUGGAUACUAGCUUCCAGAGAAAAACGGGUUAUGUCCAACAGCAAGAUUUGCAUCUCUCAACUACUACUGUCCGAGAGGCACUUCGGUUCAGUGCUAUGUUGCGUCAAGCCAAGACUGCAUCUAAGAAAGAGAAAUAUAAGUACGUUGAGGAAGUUAUCGACAUGCUUGGUAUGCAAGACUUUGCAGAUGCCAUCGUCGGGACGCCGGGGGAAGGUUUGAACGUGGAGCAGAGAAAGCUAUUGACCAUAGGAGUCGAGCUGGCUGCUAAACCUGCGCUUCUUAUUUUCCUCGAUGAGCCUACGAGCGGGUUGGACUCGCAGAGCUCAUGGGCUAUUUGCGCUUUCUUGGGAAAGCUUGCUAAGCAUGGCCAAGCGGUUUUGUCGACCAUUCAUCAACCCAGUGCGCUGUUGUUUCAGCAGUUUGACCGUCUACUAUUCCUCGCCAAGGGAGGAAAGACUGUCUAUUUUGGAGGCAUUGGAGAUCAAUCGCGUAUUUUACUGGACUACUUUGAAGGUAAUGGAGCUAGGGUUUGUGCCUCGUCUGAAAAUCCUGCGGAAUACAUGUUGGAAAUUAUCGGUGCCGGAGCUUCUGGAAAGUCAACCAAAGACUGGUCCCAGGUGUGGAAUCAAAGCCAGGAGGCCAAGGCCGUCCAAGUUGAGAUCGACCAUAUUCACGAUGAGCGAGCCUCGGCAACUACCAACGAUGAAUCCGAAUCCCAGAGGAGUGAAUAUGCAAUGCCUUUCGGCUCCCAGCUAUGGCAUGUCACAUAUCGCUCGUUCCAAGGCAUCUGGCGUGAGCCGUCCUACGUGUGGGCGAAGGUCAUGCUUGGAACAAUGUCAUCACUGUUCAUUGGAUUCACAUUCUUCAAACCAAAUAACUCUUUACAGGGGUUCCAGGAUGUUAUAUUCAGCGCCUUUAUGGUGGUAUCGAUAUUCUCAACAUUGGUACAGCAAAUUAUGCCAAAAUUCGUGGUCCAACGCUCUCUCUACGAAGUUCGCGAACGGCCCUCAAAAGCCUAUUCCUGGGGCGCCUUCCUGAUCGCAAACGUUCUCGUGGAAAUUCCAUACCAAAUUUUUGUCGGCGUGAUCAGCUGGGCCUGCUACUAUUUCCCGGUCUAUGGUGCAAACCAAGCCUCCCAGCGGCAAGGCCUGAUACUCCUCUUCAUCGUGCAGUUCUAUGUCUUCACAUCUACAUUCGCUAGCAUGGUUAUUUCAGCAUUACCGGACGCCGAAACAGGCGGCACCAUCGCCACACUGAUGUUCAUCAUGACCCUGACCUUCAACGGUGUCUUGCAGCCGCCCAGUGCUCUGCCGGGGUUCUGGAUCUUCAUGUACCGUGUCUCGCCGCUGACAUAUCUCAUAGCCGGUAUCACGGCGACGGGUUUGCACGGGCGCCAGAUUCAUUGCUCGGAUGCCGAACUGAGUGUCUUUAAUCCUCCAACUGGACUGACCUGCGGCGCGUACCUUGAUCCGUAUGUCAAGGCCUCUGGCGGUCAGCUGUAUAACCCUGCUGCUACGAGUGGGUGUCAGUUCUGCCAGCUAUCAAAUGCGGAUCAGUAUCUGGCUUUUAGUAAUAUCUACUACAGCGAGCGCUGGCGUAACUACGGGCUUGGAUUUGCCUAUAUCGGAUUCAAUAUAGCUGGCACUGUUUUGAUGUACUACAUGUUCCGGGUGAAACACUACAAUCCAAAUUCGUUAGUGCGAGGGAUUAGGAGUGGUGCUUCAUUUCUUUGCCGGGUAUUCAAGCGGCAUUCUGGAAAGACGCCAAUGGGUAAGGAGGCAGAGAAUGGUCGGCUUGUUUGA
Penicillium samsonianum is the source of this 4551-nucleotide messenger RNA. RefSeq lists its product as uncharacterized. Gene Ontology annotation, biological process: transmembrane transport. The coding region runs from base 1 to 4551 and encodes 1516 amino acids. Gene Ontology annotation, cellular component: membrane. Lineage: Eukaryota; Fungi; Ascomycota; Eurotiomycetes; Eurotiales; Aspergillaceae. Gene Ontology annotation, molecular function: ATP binding; ATP hydrolysis activity; ABC-type transporter activity. The transcript is spliced from 11 exons. The record is from RefSeq and is a predicted model, not a curated record.